AUGCCUUUACUCGUGGAGCGUCCGCGCUCGUCGCAAGAGGCGCUCCUCCGCCUCGAAAAAGGUAGCGCUUCCCCGAGUACCCAGCUACACGAAGCAGCACGGAUUCUAGGACUGGACCUUUCGUUGUGUGAAAGCCACCCGGAAACACACAGAGAUGGCAAAAUUCAAAUUAAGGCCACGCCAAAGGAGGAGUGGGUGCUACGAUGGUUGCUUAAGAGACUGAGGUCCGGGAAGAACUACCGCGUGGAUCCGGCGUCAUUCCUGCUAUUGCGACAGCUGAUCGAAUUGAUUUCACCAAAAAACCUGGCGACAAUUAUGAAAGACCAGAAGUUCUUGUCAAUCAUUUGCGAGACGAUCGCAGACUUGGAGACGGAUAUUUAUGCGACAGUUGGGAAUGGGCUAUCGAUGGAUUCGGACUCUAGUCGUACACUGUCUGGCUCUCCUGAUGAGCAACAUGGAACUCAGGGCAUGAAACGAAAGAGAGGCAGUGCAGAGAAUGAUCCAGAUGCCAUGGAUAUCGACAACCCGCCGCAGAACCCCGCCUCGUGCUUCCUCACAUUCAUCCGCGCACUUGACUGCUUGCAUGGAGUAGUGAAUCUGGCUCAACGAACGAUCGGUACAGAUGAGGUUGCCAAUUCUCAUCUUAAGCUAGCUUUGCGUGGUGAUCCUGAUGUCGUUGCGUUGUUGCUAGGCCGGGCAUUCCAGCUGGCUGCUGUAGCCAUGGCCCAAUUUACUCGCGCAGGGAAAACAACAGAUCUUCAACAUUUGAUGUAUGUGUUUCCAGCAAUUCUUGAACUGUGGGAAUCGAGGUCUCUCCGUCAUGAUGAUACGGACAACAAAAUCAGCAAUGAUUGCUUUGCGAAGUCCAGUUUUUCCCACGCUCUCCGGCUUCAACUCUGCUUGCGGAACAUUAAGCUCGAUACCGAUGAGAGGGCAUAUCUGCUUCAUUCCGUUGAAAGAAUUAUUGCCCUCCAUGUGCUGCUCCCGGCGCGGGCGGCCUUCUUUGAACGAGGAGGCUCUGGCAUUGAUUACUCAAAAGACGAACCCGAUUGGAGUUCAGUUCAGCCAGUGACCGCUGCAUUCCGGCCAAUAAUCCGCGAGAACUCCAGCGUUCAGGGUACCGCCGAUCAGGCCAACGAGGGAUCUUUCCACGCCCUUUGGCAGUCAAUUGAGCUUCUCCCGGAGCUGUUCGAUAAUGCUGUACGGGCUGUCCCAAGAGAUGAUUUCAGACGGCAAACUCAUGAAGCUCCGUGGUUGGAAACUUUGUUUGUGGCCGUGGCGGAGCUAGCAUUCUCUACUUCGAAAGAAGAUGACCCUGAGAACUAUUCCUCUCGUUUUGUCUCUGUGCUGGAACAGCUUCUUCGAGUAGCUCUUGAGCGAAACGUUGGCCUAUCACUUCACACUGUUCUCACGCACGCGGGCUACACUGGUUUGCUCGAAGAAGGUUUGGAGAAGGUCCAGUGGACUGUCACAUCUCUGGUGAUCAGCCUCGGUGUGGACAUCUUCCUGCCCAACUCCGGACUGCGCGAUGCCCGCAAGCUUCUUGAGGCUCUACUUGGCAAAAUUCUUCUUGAGUGGCGUAACGAGGGUUCCGGCGGGACUGAUAACUAUAACAUUAUCAAGAAUGACAUAGCAAUCCCGUUGUUGCGUGGUUUUGCAGCCGCAAGAGAUUUGCCAUCUUUCGUGGAGAUGUGGCAUAAUCAGCUCGUUAUUUUCCAGGGAGCUCGAGCUCUAGAUAAGGAUCUACCCAUGUUCUCGGUCUGGGAAGACGACGAUCUCUGUGAUACGUACAGUGAUGUGAUCCGAACGAGCCUCAUCGCCUCAACCCUGGCAACUCAAAUGCAAACUGCUGCGGUAAAGAUCAGGGCGGAAGAUGGCAAAAUUUCCAAUGAUCCCGAGUCAUAUGCGAAGAUUGUCAUCAUGGAAGCUAGCUCCCGCGGAAGGGCACUUCAGUUCGCCGAUUCCGAGAAGACAAUGGCCUCCAUUUUGGAGACAUUGACUUCCACACUUUCUUCAAAGCAAAGCUUGCAUUGGCGCUGGCGCUUAUGGCGUUUUGUUCGUAAUAUCUUGCAAAACAGCCUCCACUCCCAUGACAAUGCCCUGGGUCAAGCAGCACAGUCCCUUGUCGUUUCAGCUUCGAAAACUGUGCAUCGCAACCACAAGAAUCUGGCCAAGGCGCCUCUUGCCCCAUUAGAGUCUUGGGAGGCCUACAGAUUUGCUUUGGUUUCCGUCCAGGGAAAACUUAAUGAGGAGCAGCUAGAUGCUUUCAAGGCUAUUUCCCAGGAUAUCAUAAGCCUUGUGGCCUCUGUAUCCCGUGAGGAUGCUCAUAAGUCGAUGGAGGUGCCUUGGAAUGGCCGGAUCGACACUCUCAAUUCUGCGUCUAAUCUGGCUUUAGCCUAUAUCCUCGCACUGAUCAGGGUUCCAGAGAUCUGGCAGCACAUCACGACCGAUGAUCGAUCGCGUCUUUUCGACCAACUUCUAUCUCUGGCUGCUGCACAAUACCAUCCCACAUCGUUGCCUCUAGAAGGUGUGGUAGAUGAUGCUCGGUUCCUACAGGCAUGGGCGAGUGUCGUGUGCCACGAGUAUCUGCUCAACGUCCCAUGCCUUGUGCCUGAUCUGACGCUUCUUCUUAACAAACGCAUCGAGCAAGAUUCUUCCGAUCGUCGUAUCUAUGUGGAAAGCUUGCAAAGAAUCCCGACUGCUUUGAUCACUCGCGGUUUGAGAACCGCUGUUCUGGACAAGCUGCACGAUGUAUUGGUCCAGCAGGAUAGCACACCCGAAGUUACUCUUGGAAUAUUGACUAUGAUGGCAAAGUUGGCCGCCAUGCCAAAGUGUGAUGCCAACAUUACUGGUGAAUGGGAACCAAUUUGGACUGCUGCCCGGGCCAUCUCCCUUGCAGGCACUGAGCUGGAUCUUCAGAUCAUGAAGUCAUUCAGAAGCUUGUAUCGUGCAAUCCUUGCCAAGUUGCUGGCUCUCGUGAAGGACGAUCGGCCCGAUACUUUCAAGAAGUUGUUCGCCAGAGUCUCCAAGCAGGCCGGCAAGCUGCGACAGAUCGACCGUGACUCCAUGCCUUGUUUCCUCUUGCGUCUGACAUUGUCGGAGCUCUGGGUGCACCGCGCGAAGUUACAAAAAGUCAUCUCUGAAGACGAGCUGGCCUCUUGUCGCCAACGUCUUUUUGGUCUUGUGCUGGCGGAUAUGAAAUCUGUCAAGGACCAAUGCAGAAAGCAAAAGUUGGAAGAAACCAUUACCCUCAUUAAGACGAUUGAUGCACUAGAGGACUUUGAGGAUCUUGCAACAAACCACAUCGAAGUGGAGAAGUUCCUGUCCAAGAUCGAGCAUUACAUGGAGAUGUCGAUCGACUCAGAACCGUCUCGGUUGAUCCGCCGUCGUCUUCUUGCCACCAAGGGACCUGAACGAAGCAUCACCGAACCGGUCUUGCAAUGUGCUGAGACCAUCACACUUCAGUCACUCUAUGCCGAGGACCAACAGCUCUUCAUCCGGGCUACCACUGAGCGUUUCCGCUCCAUGACCACUGCGAGACUCACUCAAUCAAUCCGUGAGGUCCGCGAGCUCGGCCUGACCGGCAGCAACGCAGCGUACCGCAUCCUCGUCAUCUACCUCGCCAUCAUUUCGCUCCCCGCCGUCGAGGACAAAGAUAGCGACGUCGCACGCGAAUUAUCCCUCGUGUGCGCAUCUCUAACAGAUGCAAUGACCCACAGCACUUCAAUUGAGCAAUUCACCUUCGCAAUGGAGAGUCUCGCCCUCCUCCUCCGCGUGCACACCCGUGCCCUCGCCCAAUGCAACACCGAUGCCAUACUGGCUGCAAUCGCCGCCUCCGCCUCAAGAGUCGGCCCGCGCAUCUCACCCGAGUACGCGCCUACAAUCUUCACCCGUCUCUGUCGCCUAAUGGGCAUUGUCCUGAGUGUCCAGCGUCUCAAGAUCGGCGGCCGCCUCCACCUAGUCGUCCCAGCCAUGCAGCGUCUCCUAAGCUGCCUCUUCGCACGCUCUCGGAAACGCUCCCGCUCUCGCACCCAAGCCUCCCUCUCCCAGCCGUUCUGGCUUGCUCCCCUCGAAGCCUCGCAUACAUCUUCCUACACCCGCCUCCUUACUACUCUCAGCGACCCCACCGUGUCCGCCGUCCUCCGGCCUCAGUCCGGUUCUUCGCGCGAUGCUCUCAUCGAUGAGACUAAGAAAGCCAAGCGUAUUGCAGGCCAGCACCUCCAGUAUGUCGUCAUGGAGUACGCGCAGUGUUCGCUGCGUGGAUCUCUCUUGCCGGAGGUCAAGGCUGCUUUGAUGCCGGGUAUGUAUGCUGCGCUGGAUGUGAUGUCUAAGGAGUCGAUGCGUGCGCUCAAUGCUGGACUUGAUGUGUCUGGACGGGCUAUCUUCAAGUCACUUUAUGAUGACUACGUGAGGUUUGGAAAGUGGAAUAAGGCAUGA
This is a messenger RNA of Penicillium odoratum, 4437 nucleotides long. Its product is annotated as ribosome biogenesis protein URB2. Lineage: Eukaryota; Fungi; Ascomycota; Eurotiomycetes; Eurotiales; Aspergillaceae. Bases 1 to 4437 code for a protein of 1478 amino acids. The record is from RefSeq and is a predicted model, not a curated record. Gene Ontology annotation, cellular component: nucleolus. The transcript has 2 exons. Gene Ontology annotation, biological process: ribosome biogenesis.